Molecule: messenger RNA, 926 nt
Organism: Caenorhabditis auriculariae
Lineage: Eukaryota; Metazoa; Nematoda; Chromadorea; Rhabditida; Rhabditidae
Source: the annotation of a GenBank genome assembly
AUGUUGUUCGGCCUCCAGCGGACAGCGGCGCUCCUUCGGACAGCUAAGUAGAAACUGACUCUCAUAGGAACGUCUAUCACGGUAGCUUUUAGACGUUUCUAUUUUUUCUCGUUAAGUUCAACUCGAAGUUCAUUGGAAUACGUCAUUCAGAUGUCAAACUAAGAUAAAAUUGUUUGGAAAAAAGAAAAGAGGAAGAAAAUCAACGUGGCGAUUGAAGUCCAAAGAAGCUCAUUUACUCGUUUUCGACUGGCGAUGGGUGGCUGAGGAGAAGCGCGACGGAGUGAGAGGUAAACCUUUUUUUCUCUUUUCCAACAUGAAGUGGUGAGCCAAAAGCCCCUUUUUAGUUCAGCAACCUUAAGCUGUUUUCAUAGAAACACUUCAUUUUUUCUAUUAUAAACGACAUUUCAGAAACGAUUAGCACAAACCCCCUUCUCUUAAAUGACCACUUGAAGUUUUUACAGCCCUGUUAAGGCAACCCCCUGUAAAAAAGACCGCGAAAAUAUCGGGGGUUGCACAUUUUUCAUAAAAAGCUAAAAAUUAGCAACUUCGACUCCCAGUUUAUUUAUAAAUUCGACCUUUUUUUCAGGCCGUCGACAAAAUCAGCUUGAGAAUUUGACACUUUCUCAGAAUGUGCCGCCAAAAAGGUCAGUUAUUCUUAUUCUUCCGAGUUCAUUCAAUCUUUCGAUUUUCAGAUCUGGAUUCGUUCUUCUAACACAAAUUUACUCGAAUUUACUGACCAAGUCUUCUCUCAACGGAAGUAAUCUCACGUCUGCGCUCAAACAUCUUAUCAUUCAUGAAAAACAAAAUAAAUUAUGGGGAAUUUUUACACAAGAAGGAGGUUUUCUUAUGCUCAGCUAUCAUGUGAAGGGGAAAAAUGUGAAGUUUGGAAAGAGAGCUGGCGUUUGGCGGGAAUUGUCGUGAGGUGA